AAUGAAACGGAGUGCUCCCAAAUGUCACCCCACAGCGCCACCUGCUGUCUGUAACCUAAAACUAUGCCCUAACUCAUAAGUGUCAUGCACCACUUUUCCUUUUAUUCUUAUCCUAGAUCUUCCUGUUAAUGACUGAUGACAAACAGGCCUUGAGCUAAUCCAGAAAACACAGUCUGCACCCAGAGAUCAUUCUACUGUCUGAGAAACAGACUAUAGAAUUUUUUUUUCUAUAGGUUAUAAAAGCUCACUUUAUUCUGACAUUUAAUUGUAAUAUAUAUAAUUUCAUUCCUGGGAUUAAACUACCACCUCAAUAUCUGAAAUCAUACUCAUAGGAACGUUUAUAUUAAUUAGGUUUAAUUGCUUGGCCAGAAAUGAUUUCAUUGUUCACUAAUGCUGGUGAUAAUAAGAUAAUAAUAAGAGCAGGCACAUGUGUCAUGUAUGAGACAUGAGUGGGUGAACGAUUAAAAGCUACUGGCCUCUCAGUCAGCUCAAAUAUUCAUUCUGUAACUUUUUUUAAAUGAUAAAAUGUCACAGGAGACCUUGCUGUAAAUAUGACACAAUAUAAAUGAAAGUAAUAAAUGUGUUUAUUAGGACUUUUAUCAUUUAUUUUAUAAGGAACAACUCAACAAUAAUCUCAUGUGGUGCAUUUAUAUGCUAGGAGUUUAGAGAGUUUUCAAGGUAUUUUCUUGGUAAACUAUCCUAAGCUGGAUCCUGUUCCCUCCCAUAAAAGUAAAGCAACAAAUAUUACAGGUGACACUUCUCUGCGUCCAUUCAACCAUAUGUGACUCAUCCUCUAUUGUUAAGGUCAAGCUUGGACGGAGAAAUGAUGCGUUAUGAGCCGGAGAAACGGGCUAAUAUCCUGCUCUGAUGUGCGUGGGGUUGUGACCUGGAAACUUUCAACCUUUUCAACAGAAAAUGUUACUUAGCUGCAAACACACACGGACUAAUACAUUGUCUUCUUAUCUAUACUUACUGACUCUCUUCCUCCUAUAAUCUGUGUGUCAAUACCGUCAUGAAAGGGAUCAGUCAGGUAUGAGUCUUUCACACAUUAGCAUGCGCGGACACUUGUAUUGGUUUGGGGACCAAAGAUAUAAACACAUUUAUAAUAACCUGCAACAGUAAAUGAUGUUGAUUGUCCACAGUAAAUUGACACAUGCUGCAUUGUUGAGUUCCAGUAACUGAGCUGGUUCACUGACGUUCGUCUCAUUAAGUUUGACCUGUGUUUUUAUUGCAAUGCACUUUUCAAACAAGGCAACAACCUCUGUUUUGAAAUCAAGACACAACUUCAAAACCAUCUAUUGUUUAACGUGGACCUAUGACUACAAGUUAGGUUAACAACCUAAUGUGUGCUUUGAUUCUGGCAAUUUUUUAACAUUAAAUCUUUUUAAUGUUCUCUCUCUUAAUGAUCUCUUAAGAAAUGUGCUUGUGUUAAAUUAAACGUUAAACGUGAUUGUAGACUUAAUGCUGCUACUUGCUUGACAUGCUUUAAUCUUCGCCAUGUGCAUUGUGGGAAAUGUAGUCAACAUGGUAUAUUUUUGACAGGGACUGCGUUUGAGGAUGACAGACUUUGUUUAGUAGCUUAACUUUUGUACAGACUUCUUCCUCUUCAACUCAACUUCACUGCAUCUCAGGCUUCAACUGUGGAUGAACAUUUCACUACAAACAGUUCAAAUGGGGCCAAUUCAACCACCAAAAUGCUGCUUACGUGUUACAGCCACAAAAACACUAACACCAAAGUAGCAUAUGGCGUAUGGCUCUGUAAUGAGCACUUAUGACAUCGUUUACUGACUUCACACCGCCCGAAAUAAAAGACUUGUCAAACUUGAGGAUUGAGGCGUUUUUCAUCACUGGCUGUUGACGUUUCCCUCCACAUGUUUGUUAACUGGACAUCGGUGACUCAGGCGACCUGUCCAUCAUCGUUUAAUGACGUUCACACCUCCCGCAGUCCCUGUGCAAUGUCUGCAUGACAAACAUUGGCGAGCUGUGAUAAUUAGAUAUAGAUGAUAAUUAUCAUGAUGGUUUUUUUUAUCCCGGCACCGGCGCCGCGUACUUUGAAAAGCGCCGCUGACGCACAGCUGGAUCAGGAGGAGCUUUUAACUUCGCGCACUGGCCGCUUCCACCCAGUCAAACUCCAGCCGUUCCGCAUCUGGACGUCGUUUCCCCGCCGCGACUUUGUCUCCCUGGAAAUCGACUAUGGUGGAGAUUUUCUAAUUUAAAGUCCAGCUGAAUAACUCCGUCCACGGAUUAACAUUGUGCUCUUUAGCGCCGAUACUUGCUGAUAACAUGGGCGGAGUGUGCGUGCGUUACCCACGGACUUGCAGACCAGUGUGGCCACUUGUUAUGUUACUGGCUACUUUCCCUUUGAUGUUGCACUGCCUGGAGACUCCGGCAGCGGUUGUUGGGAAAAUGUAUCCACGCGGAAACCACUGGGCAGUGGGACAUUUGAUGGGAAAGAAGAGCAUCGAGAGCCUGCCUGAAGCGCAGCAGACAGAUCGUGCCAGUGUCGACCUCACUCCCCCAGAAACAGCCGGUGUCACAGAGCUGGACCUCUACCAGCGGCUGGUGCAGCACAAUAACCCAAGACAGUUGAAGCCACAAACUGCACAGAGGCUGGCUGGUCUGGGCAGCAGCUGGAGAGAGGAGACCAGAGACAAAUACCUGAGAGAGAUGUCAGACCUGCUGCUUCUGGCCACCGAACUGCAAGACAGUGACUCCACCUGAAAGCAUCAGUGUCGACUUACCACGUGUCCAGUAAAAAGACAUCCACACGCCACAGUUUUCCUCGCUGAAGAAAAACAGCUGCUAAGUAAUUUGGAAAUAUUCAACGUUAUUCUAAUAUAUGUAAUGACUUCACAGACUGAGCUGAUGGCACUGUGUUACACCAGAUGAAAAAUCCAUGAAUAAAUAAAUUUACCAAGGUGCU
Molecule: messenger RNA, 2923 nt
Organism: Betta splendens (Siamese fighting fish)
Lineage: Eukaryota; Metazoa; Chordata; Actinopteri; Anabantiformes; Osphronemidae
Gene: grp
Product: gastrin-releasing peptide
Exons: 3
Coding region: 2284-2721 (145 amino acids)
Biological process (GO): neuropeptide signaling pathway
Molecular function (GO): neuropeptide hormone activity
Source: RefSeq, a predicted model, not a curated record